Molecule: messenger RNA, 2315 nt
Organism: Alosa alosa (allis shad)
Lineage: Eukaryota; Metazoa; Chordata; Actinopteri; Clupeiformes; Clupeidae
Gene: smyd5
Product: SMYD family member 5
Exons: 13
Coding region: 4-1236 (410 amino acids)
Molecular function (GO): protein binding; histone H4K20 methyltransferase activity
Source: RefSeq, a predicted model, not a curated record
AACAUGGCGGCCCCCCAAGAUGACAUGUUUUCUCUCUGCGUGGAGCCCGGCAAAGUUAGCAGUGCAGUAGAAGUCCGAUUCAUUGACAAUAUAAAGGGAAAGGGAUUAUUUGCAAAGAGAGCCAUCCGCAAAGGAGACACUAUAUUGAUUGAGCGACCACUCAUCUCCUCUCAGUUCCUGUGGAAUGCGUUAUAUAAAUAUAAAGCUUGUGAGUACUGCCUGCGAUCCUUGGAGACUGCCGAAGAGAAUGCACGGAGACUCAGUGGGGUCCCUGGGCUUAGCCUGCCCCACCCUGAGCUGUGCAGGGUGAGGUCAGAGCUGCACCAAGCAUGCCCGCAGUGCCAGGUGAAGUACUGCAGUGCAGAGUGUAGAAAAGCUGCUCAGGAACAGUACCACAGGAUCCUGUGUCUUGGGUCCUCCCAAGAAGAUCCUGAUCAUCCCAUCAACAAACUGCAGGAUGCAUGGAGGAGUGUCCACUAUCCCCCUGAAACCUCCAGCAUCAUGCUGAUGGCAAAGAUGGUGGCUGUGGUCAAACAGGCUCAGGAGAAAGGCCGCUGGCAAAGGCUCUUCUCUCAGUUCUGUAGUCGUUCUGCCAACGAGGAAGAAGAGAUCGCUCACAAACUCCUUGGAGAAGAAUUUCAGGGACAGCUUACUCUUCUCCGAAGCCUGUUCAAGACGGCACUUUACGAUGACCACCUUAACCAGUGGUUUACCCCAGAGGGCUUUCGCUCUCUCUUCUCCCUCGUUGGGACCAAUGGACAGGGAAUUGGAACCAGCUCGCUGAGUCAGUGGGUCCACGCCUGUGAUGCACUUGAGCUUCCUGGCCACCAGAGGGAGCAGCUAGACACCUUUAUUGACCAGUUAUACAAGGACAUCGAAAAAGAGACGGGCGACUUCCUGAACUGCGAAGGCUCUGGGCUCUUCCUGCUUCAGAGCUCAUGCAACCACAGCUGCAUCCCCAACGCUGAAGUCACUUUCCCCGACAACAACUUCCUGCUUCACCUCAAUGCCUUGAGUGACAUCAGCGCAGGAGAGGAAGUCUGCAUCAGCUACCUGGACUGCUGCCAGAGGGACCGUAGCCGCCACAGCCGCCACAAGAUCCUGAGGGAGAACUACUUGUUCGUCUGCUCGUGUGCCAAGUGCGUGUCGCAGAUGGACGAGGCGGACGUGACCUCGGACGAGGAGGACGAGGGAGAGGCCGAGGGUGAGACAGAGGACGAGAUGACGGACGUGUGACCUGUUAGGACCUCUCACCCCACCCACACCCAACCCACCCCACCCCAACCCCAUCCCUAGUGCAGACCCUUUACAUGGGCCACAGCAGAAAGGAGGAGGAGGAAGAGGAAGAAGAGGAAGGCAAUGACAUAGAAGAAGAGAAAACGACCAGCUCACAUUAUUAGAAGCCAAAAAAAAACAAAAAAACAAGUGAAAAUUUCAAUGUCACAUUGGCAGAUAUGUGUGUGUGUGACGAGUUCAAAAACUGCCAGUUUGCACCUUCAAAGUGAUUUGUUUGCUAUGACUACAUGUUACACACACAAAUUCCCCGGCUGAGGCCUACUGUGCUCUCUAGCACAUGAAGGUGAACUUUGACCUCCCCCUUUCUCUCUCACCACUCGCCAGUGGUGUGCAGUGACUCUCAACGCUACAGAUAGACACAAGUAUGCACUCAGAAGCACCAUUCUGCUCUCUCUAAGUAUAAGCUGGUAUAAAACACAUCUAUGCAUCAAGUGGGUAUGCACUCCCCCCCACACACACACCACACCACAAACACAUAUACGAUAUACACACCCUCCCACUGUCCACUGCGGAGUAUUUUUAGUAAUCUAUACAUAUUUGUAUGGCUCUAACUUCGACCAUCUUAGGCAUCAUCUUGAGGGUGAACGCAGGUCUGAGAAUGGCAUCUGUGGUGUUCAUCAUGCUUUUGUCUGUUACCCUCCCAGCCUUCUCAUGUUCAGCUACAGGUCCCGACAGUGUCCUUACUGACACGAGCGAGCGUAUUUUUUUUACAGCACUCUGCCAGGGUACCUGCAUAAGUCAACCUCAACAGCGUAGGGAAGGAGUUUGCUAGUCUGAGGUGGGCUUGACCGUGUUACACAAGCACUACCCGGCAGGGAUGAUCCUCGGCAGUCUCACACUUAACCGUUGUGCUCGCUGGCAAGCAAAAGGGGGGAAAUAGUCUGUUCUUCUGCGCUUGCUGCCGCAAGCACUCAGUUUGGAGAAUAGAGAGGAGCUGCCUGUGGGUGUGGAUGGAUGCUGAUCUCUUUGGGUUUCUCUGUCGAUGUCCUCCUGCAUUAAAAAAUGUCUUUUUCCUGGCA